UCCUUCACUUGUAACCCCUGCUUUCUCCCAGAGGUCGAAUUACGACGUCUACACCGCCGUUUUGGUCAUCCAUCCAUUGGUAAGCUCCGAAACGUACUAGAACGAGCAGGCCACGACGUCGAUAUGGAAGCCCUUGAGUACCUUACGAAGUACUGCGAGCAAUGCCAGAAAUUCGGACGAUCACCGGGACGAUUCAAGUUCAACCUGAGAGACGACGUCAGCUUCAACUACUCCAUUAUCGUCGAUAUUUUCUACAUUUCCGGUAAGCCUGUACUCCACGUUGUUGACGGAGGCACUCGAUAUCAAGCCGGCCGAUGGCUUCAAAAUAUCAGU
Messenger RNA from Hyaloscypha bicolor E, 333 nucleotides. RefSeq lists its product as uncharacterized. The annotation marks the transcript as partial. The transcript has a single exon. NCBI's taxonomy places the organism in Eukaryota, Fungi, Ascomycota, Leotiomycetes, Helotiales, Hyaloscyphaceae. The record is from RefSeq and is a predicted model, not a curated record.